Molecule: messenger RNA, 1111 nt
Organism: Melanotaenia boesemani (Boeseman's rainbowfish)
Lineage: Eukaryota; Metazoa; Chordata; Actinopteri; Atheriniformes; Melanotaeniidae
Gene: hscb
Product: HscB mitochondrial iron-sulfur cluster cochaperone
Exons: 6
Coding region: 112-954 (280 amino acids)
Biological process (GO): [2Fe-2S] cluster assembly; protein complex oligomerization
Cellular component (GO): mitochondrion
Molecular function (GO): ATPase activator activity; protein-folding chaperone binding
Source: RefSeq, a predicted model, not a curated record
ACUUCUUCCUCUACUUUUCGGGAAAUGAGAUGUCUUGAAUCAGAAGGGUUUCUUUUCUCGUCAUAAAUUGACUGAAUACAAAACAGUAAAUAGAAUAUUUCAAUUUCCGGAAUGUUUUCAGUAAGCUCCCUACGGAUUAUAUGCUCAUCUCGGAGAGUUCUGCACUCCCACUGGGUGAUGACGAACCGCCUGUCUAUUCCUAAAGCUGUUACAUGUUCAGUACACUGUGUGUCUACCAGCUUUUAUAAGGUCAUAUGGCCCAGCAAUAUGUACUUCAGAGCGCUGCUGGAUAAGGAAAGAGGACUAUUUAACUACACAAAGCAAGCCAUUUUAUCUAGGUGUUGCUACUCAAGUCAAGUUAAAUUGAACUGUUGGAACUGUAAGCAACUUCUUGACAAAACACCUGCAUUCUUCUGUAACUCAUGUAAUAUAAUCCAGCCCCCUGAAGAAGGGACAUCCUAUUUUAAGAUAAUGGACUGUGACUACACAUUCACGUUGGACACACAAAAGCUUCAGACAAGAUACUUGCAGCUCCAGCGGUCUCUUCAUCCAGACAACUUCAGCCAGAAAUCUGUGAAAGAACGUGAGUUUUCAGAAAGCCAGUCAGCUCUUGUGAACAAGGCAUACAGGACUCUGCUGAAGCCUUUGAGUCGUGGUCUGUAUAUGCUGGAACUCGAGGGACUGCGUCUGGAAGAGGGCACUGACUCUGGGGCUGAUUCAGACUUUCUAAUGGAGCUGAUGGAGAUCAAUGAAGCACUUGAUGAGGCACAGACUCCAGAAGAAGCCAAUAAGAUCGGCCAAGACGCCAAAGGAAAACUUGCAGACUUGACGGAGCAGAUAGAUGUUGCCCUUCGUAAAGGAGAGCUUCACGCUGCCAAAACACUUCUUGCAAAAAUGAAAUACCAUGCAAACAUUGAGGAGAAAGUGAAGGAAAAACUCUCUGGAUUUAUGUGAGGUUUUCCUCAUUUUGUGUGACUUAAUUUAAUAUUUUAUAGCCACUUUAAAAAUCAUUGUAUAGUUUGCACAAAUUAUUGUACAUCAGUGUUGGGUUUAUCUCAUUUUAUUGUUUAAGUAGUUGAAUAAAAUAAAUUAUAGUUAUAUGCAACGGUUA